Messenger RNA from Aspergillus thermomutatus, 1257 nucleotides. Its product is annotated as putative pyridine nucleotide-disulfide oxidoreductase AMID-like. The transcript is spliced from 5 exons. Gene Ontology annotation, molecular function: flavin adenine dinucleotide binding; electron-transferring-flavoprotein dehydrogenase activity. NCBI's taxonomy places the organism in Eukaryota, Fungi, Ascomycota, Eurotiomycetes, Eurotiales, Aspergillaceae. The record is from RefSeq and is a predicted model, not a curated record. Bases 1 to 1257 code for a protein of 418 amino acids. Gene Ontology annotation, cellular component: cytoplasm.
AUGCCAUCAAACGAAGGCCUCAUCUCCCUUGCGCGUCGCUUCCGCGUUCUCAUCGCAGGCGCCUCGUACGGAGGCCUCAGCGCAGCCCUCACCCUCCUCGACCUCUCCCGCGGCCAACUCGCCCGCUUCAACUACGAUCCGGAGACCAAACCGCCACAGCACCAUAUCCCAGUGGAUAUUACCCUGGUAGACGAGAAGGAUGGAUUCUACCACCUGAUCGGAUCCCCUAGAGCGCUGGUGGACGAGCAAUUCGCCUCGGAUACCUGGGCCCGCUUCGUCGAUAUUAAGGCCCUACAGUCGCCGCAUGUGCGCUUUAUCCGGGGCAGUGUAAGUGCUAUCGACUGCCAGCGUAAGACGGCCACAAUCCUAGACUCGGCGAGCAGGACGACUCGGGAGGAAGGGUAUGACUUUUUCAUUGCGGGGACGGGGCUGCGGAGGGUGUUUCCUGCUGUUCCGCAGAGUCGAACGCGGGAUGCGUUUUUGGCGGAGGUGAGGAAGCAUACUGCGGAUGUGGUGAAUGCACGGCAGGGGGUAGUGGUUGUUGGUGGAGGCGCCGUAGGGACGGAAAUGGCGACGGAAAUCAAGCUGCUCUAUCCCCAGCUGCAUGUUACGCUGAUACACUCCCGUGAGCAUCUUCUCUCUGCCGAGCCUCUGCCAGAUGACUUCAAGGACCGCGUGGCGGCGCUCAUUCGCGAGACUGGUGUUGAGCUCAUCCUGGGGCAGCGCGUCGUCGAUACCACCGCGGUAGAGGAGAAGACGGGACGAAUCUGGUGUCUCACGCUGGCGGACGGCCGUGCCAUCAAGGCGGGCCAUGUCCUCAGCGCGGUGUCCCGGUGCACGCCUACAUCCUCGUAUUUGCCACCUCAGGUCUUAGAUGACGAGGGCCAUGUUAGAGUUCAGCCAUCUCUGCAAUUUCCAUCAACUAUCCCCAAUGCCAGCUACCACUUUGCUAUUGGCGACCUGGCCGCCUGGUCCGGCAUCAAACGCUGCGGGGCCGCGAUGCACAUGGGCCACUACGCGGGAUAUAAUAUCCACCAGUUGAUGCUGGCCGAGUGUGUCGCCUCCAAGCCAGACUUUCAGGAAUUGCAGGAGAUUCCACCCAUGAUCGGGCUGUGUCUGGGUAGGACGGCUGUCUCGUAUCAUCCGGUGGACGGAGUCAAGGAUGGGGAGGAUGUUCUGGCGUCAAUGUUCGGGGACGAUAUGGCGUACAAAGUGUGCUGGAAUUAUAUGCGGCUAUCGGAACCAUGGCAAGCGUAG